UUCGGAUGGACAGUCUUAAUCCAACUUCCGACUCUGGUGGUGUGUCAUUUUAGGAUUAGUUUCUUCUGUAGCACGGACUGUAUCUUAAGUUAGUUGUGACGAUAAUCUAUCUCAUCGUAGCGUUACCUGUUUUUCAAACUUGCUCCUCGAGGGGACACAAAGAGAAAGUCACGAAGUGUACGAGGGAUACUUACUUGCAUAUCCGAGAAGUUUCGUACAUUUAUCUUUAUUUGAUUGCAUCGGUGCAGCGCUACUUCCAGUGGAGAUAGAAAGCCGAUCGACGCCUGCCGAAUCCUGUUUCAUAUUGCAAGAAAUUUUUCGUAGUAAACAUGCCAAGUAGCAAGACUAGAAUCGCUAUAAUCGGCGGUGGAGUUGCCGGAUUGGUGGUAGCUCGCCACACAGUUACCAAGUUGGACACUUACAGUCUCACUUUAUUUGAGCAAACUGAUCAAAUCGGUGGAACAUGGGUAUACACCGACGAAAUCGACGUUGACAAACACGGAUUGCCAAUUCAUAGUAGCAUGUAUAAAAACCUGAGAACAAACCUUCCGCGUGAAAUAAUGCAGAUACCCGAUUUUCCAAUGAAGUAUCAGGAAGGUUCGUCGUUCGUUCAUCAUUCUGUGAUUCGAGAGUACCUGGGCGAUUAUGCGAAACACUUUAAUCUGCAUCCUUACAUAAAGUUGAAUACCCUUGUGAAACACGUGAAGCCAGGAACCCAGCGAAACGGGCAAACGAUAUGGAUGAUCACUUACAAGGAUUUGCUGACGAAUGUGGAGACCACGAAAACAUUUGAUGCCGUGGUCGUGUGCAAUGGUCAUUACACAGUGGGUUACAUCCCGCGUAUCCCAGGCAUCGAAACGUUUCCCGGAGGGCAAAUACACAGCCACCAGUAUAGAUUACCGGAACUAUACGCCAGGAAAACUGUUUGCAUCCUCGGCGCGUCUUGGUCUGGCAUCGACAUUGCCAUGGAAGUCUCACAAUACGCGGAAAAGGUGUACUUAAGUCACAAUUUACCGGAGCCGGUGGAUUCGAACGUAUUGAAAAACGUGGAAGAAAAACCUGGGGUUCAAUCUAUUCAAGGAAAGAAAUUCACUUUCAGCGACGGCUCCACGGCUGAAGUAGACAACUUCAUAUAUUGCACCGGGUAUAAGUUCACGUAUCCCUUUAUGUCAGCUAAAGUUGAGAUGCGUACAGAUGAUAAUCACGUUGAGCCGAUAUAUAAACAUUUAGUCCACAUGGAUUACCAAAAUUUAUUCGUGAUGGGACUACCAGGUAUUGUGAUACCAUUCCCGAUGUUCCAUCUGCAGGCUCAGUACAUCCUUGCUAUUCUAGAAGGCCACGUUCGUUUACCUUCUCCAGAACAAAUGCACGUGGAAUACGAUACUGAGAAAACAGCCUUGCUUAAUCAAGGAAUACCUUUACGACAUAUCACCAAGCUGAAGGAAAGGCAAUGGGCAUAUUACGAUGAAAUUGCUGCCAGUGUGAACGUCCCAAGUAUGCCGCCAGUAAUUAGGAAAAUCUACGAUCAUUGCAAUCUGAUGCGCGAAAAAGACUUUACCACUUACAAAAAGCUACAAUAUCGUAUCAUUGACGAUGAGAAUUUUGUAGUGUGUUGUUGUAAACCUUGUUAGGGCUUAAAGGCGAAUAUUCAAAGAAAAUUGAUUUGAAAAGCGACAAUCGGAGUCGAAGUUACCAGAACUCCGUCAAUGUUACGCAUUCCAUUACAUAUGUAUAAUGAUUACUUUCAGUGUCUGCGUGCAUAGCUAUUGACGUUAGCACUGACACAUUUUGAAGAUUGUAUCUAUGCCAGCGUUCUUGUUCUCUACUUGUAUGAAACGUACAUGUUCAGAUGAAAAAUUGCGUUAACUGGUUUCAGCUGCGGAACGUGCCACAGCAAUCAACGAUUAUGAAUAAAUAUUUAUUCUAUGCGUUUCCAACAUCAUCUGGAAUGAUUUUAAAGGAAAUGAUGUUGGAAGAAUUAUGAGAAAGAAUAUAAUAUACCCACUUGCAGCUUUUCAGAACGUACGCUAUAUUUUAAAUGUUACUUCAAAUGCAAACUUCUAUGUAGAAGUAUUUUUAUAAAAUAUGCAACUAACAUUUGGAAUUAAAGUAGUGCGUCCAUCUGCGAGACAAGUGGCACUGCAUAAGAAUUAUUUAAACUUCUAUGCAAUUGAAAUUGUUAUCAAUUAUAAUGCAAAUUGUAAUGCUUAAAAAGUAAAAUAAAGUUAUAAAUAAUUA
Megalopta genalis is the source of this 2238-nucleotide messenger RNA. RefSeq lists its product as uncharacterized. Lineage: Eukaryota; Metazoa; Arthropoda; Insecta; Hymenoptera; Halictidae. The record is from RefSeq and is a predicted model, not a curated record. Gene Ontology annotation, molecular function: N,N-dimethylaniline monooxygenase activity; NADP binding; flavin adenine dinucleotide binding.